This is a messenger RNA of Lepisosteus oculatus (spotted gar), 6662 nucleotides long. The record is from RefSeq and is a predicted model, not a curated record. NCBI's taxonomy places the organism in Eukaryota, Metazoa, Chordata, Actinopteri, Semionotiformes, Lepisosteidae.
GCAGUAGGUGGCAGUAGCACCUGGAUUUAGUUUUCGUAUCUGGCUGCCUACACACCUCUUUGUCAGUUAAGUCUCCUGAGUUGUUUGGCAUGAGAGGCUGUUCCAGCGCACUGCCCCCCCAGGAGAUGCGUCAUCUGCGCGGACUGUUUUCCCUCCAGCUCUAUUGAGUAUCCAUCUAUACGAAUAAGGAUUUUCCAGUACCCAGAAAGAAAUUUGACCAAUAGAGCCUCGGAACAACAGGAUUCCCAAUCACAAAUUACAAAUCCGAACUCAUUAAAUAACAUGAUAUCUUUGUUCUUUUUGCCUUAGUUUUCAUGUAUAAUCGAGUUUAGAUAAUACUGAAUUUCCUCCUUAUGGACAUUAAAAGAGGGAGGUAGCACCGGAUCAAAUGUUUCGUGCAUAUGAUAUGUAUCUACCAAUUUUUAAUAACAGAUUUAUUAUGAAUACAUUUCCGGUGGUACACCUUACAAAACAAAACAUCAAAGUCCUCACAUCUGAAGUUUUACAUGUCUGCGUAGACUUUGACCGCUCGAGGCUGCGAGAGCCGGUGACGUCACUUCCGAAGACUCUCGGGCGGGUUUUGCGCAGAAGCUGCGCCAGUCCCGCGUGACGCGAGCGCGGCUGUCAGCUCUCCAUUUGCCCAGAUCUCUUACGUCACCGGCUCGAAACCAGCACCGAAAAUAUGGCGGCUGCGGGGCUGUCCAGAGAGCGGUGAAUUGAGGGCGGGAGAGGGGUUAAUUCAUUUUUGAGAGAAAGAACCGAGACUCGGAAUGGGUACAGGAGUUUUCUAACUCCUUUUUCCCCCCACAAUGAAAGAGAGAAAGCCGCUGGGGCAAACUGGAGGGAAUCGAGCCAUUACAGAUUUCUACAGACCCAAAAGUAGUUCAGUGAAAGAUCUCAUCCCGCUUGGUACUCCCCGGCGCCCGAGCAGUGAUGCCAAAGCGGAUAUCUACACCAGACCAGGCAUCCGGCCCUCUGAUCCCCCUAUGAAACCCAGACCAAGUGACACUCUCCCAAGGCAGAGUGUGCCCACCAGAAGCCCGGUCACAGAGCAGUUCAGUAGAACUACACUUCAGGAUGAUACACCGCCAAGCUGUGGGUCCACAGGAAGACAUGCCAAAGUCCCCAGCGUGGUUGUGAAAAAGGUCCAUCUUCCUACUUCAUAUUCGUCGUUCAAAGUUGGAGAGAAUGACAAGAUCACCCCCUUCUCCCCGAAGGCAGAGCCGUCUGUCCACAGGAAUGGCCAUUGUGGUGGCAUGAAUGGAGAGGAGAUGAUCAUCCAGGUGGGACCCGAGCGAAGGAGCCCCAGUAGCACCGUCUUGGACGAGUACCACAGAGAAAGGAAGGAGAGGUGGAGGCUGAAGAGGUAUCACCAGUCAACGGCCAGCCCUGGGUCGCCUCACCGCUGGGUCAGUCAGCAUGAGUUCUUCUCUUCUGAAAAUGGGUCGUUAGAACACAAGAGAUUAUCUUCUGUUUCUAGCAAAUCUCCAGAUGGCAGUUCAGCUCUGUCUCCGAAGACUGCAGAGACUUUGCCGUGUGUAAAUAAGCUGCCUACAAAGAACAUCAAGAAACGUCUGUUCUGUUCUCCCUCCCCUGACCGUCACUCCCUGCCCUCAGUGGAGACAUUUCAUGGGAAGAGGAAGAGAGACCUGGUCUCGGAUGCCGACGGCAGGGAGGGAAAGAAGCCUUGUCUCUCAGAAUCUAGCAGAGGAGGCAGCGAUGUGACCAAAUCCAAUAACUUGAGGCCGGAUUUUGCCAAGACAGUGACGCCUUCCCACAGAGCUGCUGGCAGGCCAGCCCCUGUGGCGAAGUGUGCCAGCUGGGAGAAUGAGCACUCUUCUGCCCGCUCCCUGCCCAGUGCGAGAGAGAGUCACGGGAUUAACAGGGAGAUGAAGGAGAACCAUAGAUCCCUUUCUGAUGCCCUGAAACGAAAAGCAAAACCUAUCGACCAUAAAGAGUUGAAAACUGUUUUGUUGCGUCGGAUGGCUAAAGUGAGCAAAGGGGGAUCGAGCCCUUCUUCCAGAGAGGAGGGCCCCAGGCGGCAUUCAAAUGUAGGCACUGGAGACCGCGCUGUCACACAGGGGACCAGCUCCCGGCUGUCUCUCUCCAGCCCCGAGCACUGCCAUGGUAAUAACGACAGAGUAAAAGGGUCUUUGGGCGAGACUUUGCACAAGGGUUUGUUGCUUUCUCCCUCUGCCCUAAAGUCAGGACAGAGCCCUCCACCUCUGACCCAGCACUGCCAUUCACCAGAUCCUGAGCAGGACUCUCCUGGUGGCAAUUCCAGUUCUUCUCCAGGAAAAAGCAAUGGUAGUACUUUAGAGACUGAGGAUCCUUCCACGACGCCACGCCCCCUUUCUGCCAGCACGGAGCACCAGGGCGGCCAAGGGAGAGGCUCCGAGGAUAGGGCUUCUUUGGAAGAGUGGUGGGAAAGCAUGGACAUGAGUGUGAGCACCUGCCUGCCCAGCAGUGAUAGCGAGAGUGAGGAUGAGGGCCUGUUGUCUCUGGAGGAGCUCCUGGCCAGGAGCACCCGGCCCCCGGCCACACCAGAGAGGAGCUCCUACUCCGAGCCAAGCACGCCUGUGUCCUCUGCACCGGACCUGCUGGCCAACACCCGACCGUUAAGUUACAAAAACAGCCUGGAGCGCCUGCUGAAGGAAAAAGAGCAAGACCAGAGGGUGAAGGACAUUGAGAUGAAAUUAAUACUGUCCUGCAAGGAGGACAUCCUGAAGCUGACAGAGGAGGUAGAGAGUGGUGCUGACGAAGAGGAGAGUAUAUUGCAAGAGCACAGGGAUUUUGUCCAGAAGUUUUCCAUUAUUCCCAACGCCAUUCCCGAUCUGCAUCCAGGAGAGGAGAUCUUCACGCUGUCAAAUUUCGGGAAGCUCUUCAACCAGCACAGCCUGGACCUCAGGAAAUGUGGAGUGAUUCUGCAGAAUGACACCCAGAAAAUCUUUAUGCAAGUCGGGCCUGAUGAGCAGACCUUCCUCAUCAGCCUGGGCCUGUUGUCAACGGCCUACCACACUGUGCCCUGCCACCCCACCAUGUCUAGAUGGCUGUUCAAGAUGAUGUCUGUCCAUCCAGACAGGAGGAUUUCUACACAGAUCCUUUGUGGGAUGAAGGACAUAGCUGUUCAUGCUGCUUGUCAGAUAGUGGAAAGGAAAAGCCGAAGGUUCCUAGUCUGGACACCCUCCAUUCAGGAUGUGCUGAUGGUCUUCCUCAACAUGGGAGCCUCCUUCGCCAGUCUCUUCCCCCUGGAGACCCUGCAGCCCAACUUCUCUGAGGGGGACCUUAUACCUGAGGUGAACACCAGGACAAAAGAUUUGGCAAAUGGCAAGGAACACUGUCUGAACUUCUUUCCAGAGCACAACUUUGUUAAUGUAAUCAAGUACCUGGUGGUGUGCACCUCGCUGUGCCCUAAGGCCUACAGUGACCGGGAGCUGCUGCUGCUACUGUCUGUCGUGUGUAGGGUGAGCCUGGAGAAACAGCUCUGCCUGCUCCCCGUGAAGAACGUGAGCUGUCUACUGCACUACCUGCUCAAGAACAUGAGGGACUGGGACACUCAGGCCUAUUACCUCUGCAGCAGCCUGCUGGCCUUAACAAAUGAAGUGUCUAAUUAUGAUUCCAUUCCUCCUGAACAGAGGGAUCAGCUGCGGAUCCUGUCCGCUGAACUGGACAAACACAUCAAGUGUGAUAUCAGGGAGAGUGAUAAGCUCCUGUACAGGAGCAAGGUAAAGGACUUUGUUGCUCGGAUCUACACAAGGUGGCAAGUUCUCCUUCAGAAAUCCAGACCUCAGCAGGGCAAGCUGUAUGACUACUGGGAGCCUCCACCAGAGGAUGCCGUGCCACACAGUAUCGAGGAAGAGGAAGAGCAGAAAGAGCUGCUCACCACAGAAGACUCACCGCAGAUGGGACUGGAGGAAGCUGGUGCAAGCCCUGUGGAGGUCGAGAGGUCUCUUCCCUCAUGCGGACUUGAUCAUUUCUUCUAAGUAAUUACCUUCUGAACAGGGGCGACACAGUUGAACACUUGUUUUAAAAACUUAAGGGCUCUGACAGACUGGUGCCUUAACACAUGUUGGACUCUCACCACCAUUCCGUCUUCUUAGCAGCUCUGUGUUUUGUACCCUUUGUCAUGUAAACUUCAUUUACUCUUCACUUUCAGGUGUUGAGGGCAUAAUGUCCUGCACAGGCACUGCAUGGCUUCAGGCAUCUGUGUGGUGCCAGCAGCCUCAGUGUCGAGUUGGGUGUUUGCUUGGGACAGGUCCCACACAUCACUCAAAUUAGAAUCCAAAUCCGGCAGUGCUCAAUAGCUAUUGUUUUUUUCUACUCUCAAAUUUUAGAACAUGUAUUGUCAAAACUAAAGCCUAUACAUAUACAGCACUAUACAGAGCUAUGACAAUAUUCAAAAUUUUAACUUAUAGCCAGGGAUGUAUUUGGUUCUACUUUUUGGUGAACCAGGUGCUUGCCUCAUUCCUGAAAAUCUGCUUGUUCAGUCCCAUCUGAUUGCCAGCUGGAUAGCUACUGAGAAACAUGCACAUUUACUUUUUUAUGCUGUCAUGAACUUUCAUCAUAAUAUAUUGUAUAUGUAAAACAGGGAAAAUUGCACAUUUAUCUUUCCCAUAUUAUGGACCAAUGCAAUAGAUUUAUAAAUUAACAAUGAAUAGUCAGGACUGCUCUCCUGCCUCUCUGAUCUUCUAAGUGUCACAGCCACUUAUUUUUGUAAGCUUUUAGUUUAACUUAAUUUGUGUUGAUUUAUUUCACUUUGCUGGCCUCCCCUGCAGUGUAGUGAUGCCAACAUAGUGUAGAUAGUAAUUAUUCAAGACCCACCAGACACGUUCAAGAGUUAACAAGACUAGGCAAUAUCUAGAGCUAAUACUAGUUAAACUAGCAUUCAGUUAUCAUAAGCAUUUAUUUUGUAAGCCGAAAAUAUUGAACUCUUUAUAGUUGACUCUUUCUGUUUUUUAUAUAUUUUCAUUUAUUUUUGUCUUAUAGUCUAUGCUAAAUGCAACCAACAUUGUAGUCUUUGAGAUUGUGAAUAUCCAUGGAUAUAAAUGUGUCUUAGAGCACUGAACUGUUACUUUCAGGAUGUUGGAGUUCUCUCUGAACGCUGUUUCUUGAAAGCUGAAUUGAUGCUUUAGAGGCCUGGUGAGAAAAUCAAGAUGUGUAACUAGCCUUUAGGUGUUUGUAGUGUGCGUGAGAAGCACCUGGUCUGUGUUGUUCUCAACAGAGGUACCAGGAAAGCUCCCUGAUGGGAGGAACACACAACGUCAGAUUCCUAACAAGUACAUCGAUUAAGGUUUUUACUUUUUGUCUAGAGCAGAAAACUAGUCUGUAUUUUCCAAUAAGCUGUGAAUCUUUUAUAGUGUGGGCAUAAUAUUAAUUUAAAGGAUAACAGUCCUAUGAAAUACAUUGGAAAGAGUUUUAAAGCCUUAAUAUUAUGAUCAAAUAAUAGGAUUGAGGAAAUUUAACACAUCAAAGGUCGCUAAAUUGACAUUAUAUUACACUGACAUUGCAUUCCUAUAUCAAUAGUAUGAAUGCCAAGCUUUGUGCAGGAUAGCUUCCUCACUGCAGGGGUAUCGGACAAAGUCUUGUUUUCUCUCCGUGCAGCACAGAUCUGUUUGAGCGCCUCUUCUGUUUUAUGUCCCUUUUUUUAGAAUGAGUCCCAGUUGGUACAAGGACUAUGGGCUGCUUUUGUGUACAUUUUGAACCACUGCACUUUGAAUCUUUAAAUUGUUCCAUUUUUUUUAAAAAAAAGCUUUAUUUUAGCCCCAAAGUGUGACGAGAGUUGUAGCACACUUUAAGCCAUGCUGCUGUUAUUUACUGCAUAUUUUUUAUUUAUGUGUGUAUAUUUGGCUAUACCAGAAAUCUUUAAACUCUUCUACCUUGAAAAGUUAGAAAUGUUUUUUAAAGUUUUUCUAAAUGUUUUGGUGUGUCCUAAGUAGUGGAUGGAGAGGUUCUAUCUAGAUAAUACUUUUGAUAAAUGAGAGUUAGUACUUAUUUUUAUGUUCUGUAAUAGUUACAUCCUAUGUGUCUCAAAUUCUUGGAAUCUGCAAAGAGGUGGGGGGAGGGUGGCAUUCAUUCCCCCACAUCAGGAACGAAGGUUAUUUUCCUAAAGAGAACUCAAACACAGCCCCUGUUGAGGGAAGUAUAUUGACUUCGUUUUUUGAAUGUAUUCACUGCAAUGUUUGACUUUUUUUUGUUAAGCACACAAUGGUCAUCUGCCUUUUUUGACCCCACUAAUACCUUCAAUAUCUGUCUCUGAACUGCAUAGAUGUAAGUAAACACCUGACUUCCACUGCAAGAGUCUUGUCCUUUCAGAGCUUUUUUCCUGCCUAGUUUCCAAGCAAAGACAAUAGCAAUGCACUACGCCUCAAUGCAAACUGAAUGUAAACUGAAUUGUUAAACAUAUUUAUUUGACAGAGCAUCACUGGCAAUAUCUCAUCAGCCUUGUGUCCUCAUGUAGUAGCACCUGCAUUGUCAUUGUUGUAUGUGGAAAUGGGGCCUAUGUUUGAAUUGUUAAGUUAAGCAAGAUUCUACUUUUGUCAGGACAAUAGUUCCUAUAAUGUAUAAUGUCUUUAAAUGGAAAAGUUUUUGGAUUUCCCUAUAUUUAUGCAGCCUUUUGGGUUUGUUUUUUUUACAAGGUAUGGAAUUAAAAGUUUCACAAUGUC